Molecule: messenger RNA, 462 nt
Organism: Phytophthora infestans T30-4
Lineage: Eukaryota; Oomycota; Peronosporomycetes; Peronosporales; Peronosporaceae
Exons: 3
Coding region: 1-462 (153 amino acids)
Biological process (GO): Golgi to plasma membrane transport; exocytosis
Cellular component (GO): cytoplasm; exocyst
Source: RefSeq, a predicted model, not a curated record
AUGGUGGACGAACUGUUAGCGAGCACGUGGGAGCCAACAGACCCGACUUUCGACACGAAGAGCAGUCUAACCUCGUUCAGCCAGCACACGUCAUCUCUCAGCGCUCUCCAAAGCGUAUUGGCUGCGUCGAUUGAGCGUCUCGUCCAGCACCGCAAAGUGGUGUCUAACCGUAUUGCAGAACUGGAACAGGACAGUCGACGAGUGAGCAGCAAGUUCCAUGAGGGACUGCUCAAGCCGGAUAUGCUGCUUAAUGAUAUUUGUGCUCAGAUGGAAGACUUGGAGGAGAGAUUUACUAAAGUGAGUUCUUCGGCCGUGACGAUUGGAGAUAAAUUGUCGACGUUGGAUACGGAGCGGUCCCGAGUAUUGGAGACGGACGAGUUGAUGGAGGCGCUAUUGGCUCUGCACGACCCCAGUAGCAAGUUGACCAACUGCAUGAAGCUUCACGGAUUAUCAAAAAGAUGA